AUGGCCAUCGAGUCAGCGGGAACUGUGGGGAGGAGUGAUGAGGGGAUAGAGAAGCACGGGGGUAAGGAGGACGGGGAGGGGCGGGGGAGGGACCAGUGUCCUGUAGACAGCGCUAGGACAAUUUUAUACCCAGUGGAUACAAGGCCACCAAUACACCUAAUGAUUCUAUUUGGAUUACAGCAAGCCUUCAUGACAAUAGGGGGCUCGUUGUCCCUCCCCUUCAUCCUGACCACUAUCUUCUGUCCUGAGAACGAGAGCGAGGCUCGAGCCCAGCUCCUCAGCAUCACGAUGUUUAUGUGUGGAAUCGCCACCAUUCUACAGUGUUGUAUUGGAGUCAGAUUACCAAUUAUUCAAGGCGGAUCCAGCACGUUUGUCGCCCCGAUAGUGGUGAUGAUGUCACUGGAGCAGUUUAAAUGUUCAGAAAACGAUGACACUCUGUCUGGAAGCAACACAACAAACAUAAACUGGGAAGUCCGGAUAAGAGAGGUGCAGGGUAACCUGAUCCUAGCCUCGCUGACGCAGGUCUUUGUUGGGGGUCUAGGUCUGAUUGGUUUGAUUUUGAGAUUUGUCGGACCUUUGACGAUCGCACCCACUAUCUCCCUCAUCGGACUCUCAUUGACCGGUGUAGUGGCCAGUUUCUGUGAGAAACAAUGGGGGAUAUCCCUACUAACGCUGGCAUUGCUGUUCCUGUUUUCAACAUGUAUAAACAAAGUCCAACUUCCGGUUCCAGCUUUUUCCAGAAAAGAGAAAUGUCACGCGACCAAACUUCCGAUCUUCCAGCUAUUUCCGGUGGUCCUGACUAUUGCCGUGGUGUGGUUAUUUUCCUUUAUUUUGACGGAGACAGACGUGUUUUCUAGGAACAGCACUGAGCCAGCAUUCAAGGCCAGAACAGAUUCCAAAGUCGGCAUUAUAAACGAGACUCCUUGGUUUACUUUCCCUCUUCCAUUUCCCUUUGGAAUGCCAACAUUCAGCAUUGCUGGGUACAUGGGAAUGCUGGCUGCCACAAUAUCAUCCAUUUUUGAAUCAGUGGGGGAUUAUUUUGCGGCUGCCCGGAUGUCAGAGGCAGCUCCUCCACCAGUGCACGCCAUCAACAGAGGCAUCUCAAUAGAGGGCGUGUCGAGCAUUGUUUCCGGUAUUAUGGGGGCGGGGCACGCCACUACGUCAUACAGCAGUAAUAUUGGAAUUAUUGGAAUAACAAAGAUAGCCAGCAGGGCGGUUUUUGUAACAGCUGGACUGAUCCUUUUAUUGUGUGGGAUUGUUGGAAAAGUGGGAGCCAUACUAGCCCUUAUACCGGACCCUAUUAUCGGGGGAACCCUCUUACUGGGGUUAGGUAUGGUGGCCUCCGUAGGGAUUUCUGUGUUACAGUUUUGUGAAAUGUUCUCAACAAGAAAUUUAGCGAUACUGGGCGUUUCCUUCCUGAUGGGUCUUAUGAUUCCACAGUGGUUAACCCAACACAGCAACAAAGUCAAAACAGGUUCCCAAGACCUAGAUCAGGUGAUUAAAGUCCUGUUCGGAACUGCUUCUUUUACAGGAGGGUUUAUUGGGUUUCUUUUAGAUAACAUGAUUCCAGGUACGGAGUGCGAGAGAGGGAUAAAGCGAUGGAUAGCGGUACCGGAUUCUUCAUCAGAGAGUGACCAGACAUUGUAUUCGUUUCCUUUUCUGACAAAAUACCUGGAUAAAGUGACUUGUUGUAGAUACUGUCCUCUAUCCCCGACCUUCACAUCCCCAAGGUCGCGAUGUGGCACGGAGAAAUACGACAUUAAUACAAAGAGGAAAGUAGCUGAAGUUCACCUGAAAGAAGUGAAGACACUCUAAGCAUAAAUUCAUACAGUGUAUGUUAAAAAAGAUAUUUUCCUUCCAAAUCAAAACCUUAGCUGAGGUGGUUUUUCAAAAUGAUUAAAUCAUUAUUCAUUU
Messenger RNA from Saccostrea cuccullata (small rock oyster), 1914 nucleotides. RefSeq names its product solute carrier family 23 member 2-like. Gene Ontology annotation, molecular function: transmembrane transporter activity. Gene Ontology annotation, biological process: transmembrane transport. Gene Ontology annotation, cellular component: membrane. The transcript is spliced from 11 exons. The record is from RefSeq and is a predicted model, not a curated record. NCBI's taxonomy places the organism in Eukaryota, Metazoa, Mollusca, Bivalvia, Ostreida, Ostreidae. Bases 1 to 1815 code for a protein of 604 amino acids.